GCUUUUUCUGCUCCCGAUUACAUUUCUUCUCCUGUUAAAGUAAUAGACUGGAGGUGUGAAUGAAAAAUCAUAGCAAGGCUGUGACACGCGGGUCAUUAGGACACUGUGUGUGAACCAGCCGCCCCCUCAUCUGAGCAGGUUGCCAGCCCUGCGUAGUCUGAGUAAAACGUCCAGAGAACUGGACAACACCGCCCUCCACAUUUCGUCAAAACUUUAUAGCAUGAUGAAGGCUGUGCAGACGGCAAGAAGAGCGGGAGGCAACACUGGCGGGUGAACUUUCCCUCCGUCUGAAGAGUUUACACCGCUAUUAAACCGUCAUAGCGCAUCUCGUGUCUCGUCUCGUGCCAACAGGACUGAGACGGUCAGACCGAAAAGAAAACAAGCGAGCGACAGACUGUGAGAAAGUGAGAAAGCUCUGUUAGUUCGCCGUAAGACGUUAAAUGAAACGUGAAGGCGAUUUGGAAAUACUAACACUGACUUAGCGGACUGUGUAACUGUCAGGUCACAGUUGUUCACCAUGGUCCAUAAGUACGAUACGGAGAGAGCUGUUGGGUUACUGAAGCAGUAUCAGGCUAGUCUGACUAGCCCAGAGGAGCAGGCUCUGAAGACCAGUGUGGGAAAGGUUUCUGCUAUCUUUGGCAGCCAGCUGUUUAAGGCCCUUUUAGAUAUUCAAGAGUGCUAUGAGGUGACCCUGCAGCUAAAUGCAACAGAGAAUGGAAAAAAAGAGAACGGCCCUAAGGAAACAUUGGAGCAGAGCUCGGAAGUGGAGGGUGUGUCACGAGUGCGAGUGACCAGCAGGAGGAGCCCACAGAAGGUGGAGAGAGUGGCCGGGCUUGUGAGUCACUCCCAUGUAGAGGCACCCAAGGGCAAGCGGGCUGAGAGGCAAUUCAGUGCUCAGCUCCUCUCUGCAGGCUGAGAAGAGAGAGAGAACGAAAGAAAAUCGCUACCCAUUGCAGGAGGAAGAAAAGGAGGAAAUCUAGCUGGUAAAAAAGAAGAGAAAUCCAGAGGAAGAAUCACGGAUAUCAUUUAUAUAUAUACAAAUUGUUUAUAUAUAUAUUUGUACACACGCAUAUAGUUAUUUAUAUAUAUAUAUAUAUAAAUAUACAU
Molecule: messenger RNA, 1107 nt
Organism: Colossoma macropomum (tambaqui)
Lineage: Eukaryota; Metazoa; Chordata; Actinopteri; Characiformes; Serrasalmidae
Product: disks large homolog 1-like
Exons: 5
Coding region: 518-916 (132 amino acids)
Molecular function (GO): protein binding
Source: RefSeq, a predicted model, not a curated record